AUGAUCUCUACAGCACCUCUCUAUAGCGGGGUGCACAACUGGACCAGCACAGAGCGGAUUCGCAUGUGUGGCCUCAACGAGGAGAGGAGAGCCCCCCUUUCUGAUGAGGAGUCUAAAACAAGCAGCUCCCAGCACUUGGGGUCUCAGGAGUUUUGCGUCAGCAGCAGCCUUUCCAAGGUGGAGCUCACAGCAGUCAGCGGUGGUGGCGGCAGUGCCCAGGGGCUGGAUGCUGAUGGCAAGGUGGAGGAAAAGCUUGGGCCCAAACUGGAAGAGCAUCCACCUGAUCCCAACCCAAACCUGGAGUGUGCAGCAAAGACUGUGAAAGAUGAAGCUCUGGGCCCUUCAGAAAGCCAGGAGGAUGGCAGAGGGCAGGAGCCUGCCAUCCCCAGAGCUGCUGAGCAGGAGAGCAGUGGUGCUGAUGCUGCCUGGACCCCUGCAGAUCCUCCCAGUGACAAGCAGGCUGAUGCUCCUCCAGCCUGCUCCACAGCUCCAGAGAGCGAGCCCGCUGGGAAGGAGAAGACCACCCCAAGCGCCGGAGCACAAGGGCCAGGUGUGCUGGCAGAAGGGACGUUGUCUGUGGUCGUCUCCAGCUGCAGCACCUCUGCCUCCACUCCUGCUACUUUUGCUUUGAACAGAGUGUGCUUUCCCACGUCUCAGGCCUCUGCUAUGCAAAAGAUGCCCCUGUCCUUCCAGCCCAGAGCAGUUCUGAGCCCCUGCCAGUCUCUGGUGUACAUCCCACCGCCCAGCUGUGGGCAGCCGCUCAGCGUGGCCACGCUCCCAGCCACCCUGGGGGUCUCCUCCACGCUCACCCUCCCCGUCCUGCCCUCCUACCUGCACGAGCGUUGCCUGCCGGGCAUCAUUGCUUCCCCGGAGUUGCGCUCCUACCCCUACACCUUCUCCGUCACCAGGCCCUUGGCUUCGGAUGCCAAGGUGGUGUCUGUGGAGGUGAACCAGCUCAGCUGCCCUUCAUCCUCGGGCACAAGUAGUGCCCAGGCUGCUGCCGAGGGGGCUGCCCCGUCCACCACCGGAGGGGCUGCCACUUCACUCUCUCCUCUGAAGUCCCCUCCGCAGCUGGAGCGCGAGACGGUCACCUCUCCAGAGUGCAGCGAGAUGCCUCUGGAUCUCUCCUCCAAGUCCAACCGUCAGAAGCUGCCCCCGCAGCCAGCGCAAGACCAGCGCAAGACCCCCCCCAUGCCCAUCCUCACCCCCGUGCACACCAGCGGCAAAGCGCUCCUCACCACCGUCCUGUCCAAGUCCCAGCGCGCGGCCCAGGCGAGCAGCAGCGUCACCUCCUGCCUCGGCACCACCCCCCCCUUGGUCAUCUUCCCCGAGUUCCUGCGCAACGGCGAGCAGGGCUCCUGGGUGAAGAACACCACGCUCAUCAGCACCAUCCCGGGCACCUACGUCGGCGUGGCCAACCCUGUGCCUGCCUCGCUGCUGCUCAGCAAGGAGCCCGGGGUCAGCUUCAGCAGGGACCCGCGCCACCUCCCCAAGCAGGAGCCCAUUUCCAUCAUCGAUCAGGGAGAGCCUCGCAGCACCGGUGUUCCCUGUGGGAAGAAACCCAACCAGGUCAGCACGGAAGGACAGCAGGAUCCUGCCAAGAGACUUCUUCAUGGCAGAGUUGCUCCCGGAGCUCCUUUGUGUCAAUCCAAGGACAUCUCCACUUGGAAUCCUGGCCAGGGAACUGUAUACCCGCGAUGCCCCAUGAAUGGAAAACCUUCCAGCCCUCAGAUUCUGCCUCUUGGCUGGUCUCCUUAUCAUCAAACCCCUCUGCUUUCAAUUGGCAUCUCCACGACGGGGCAGCUGCCCCCGAACCAGAGCGGCUCCUGCAAGCCAGCUGGUGCAGCUGAGCUCCCGAUGUUCCCGAACGUGCCACCCGCAGAGUCCAGCACUGCCCCCCAGAGCCUGCCGGAGGGGCUGCCCAGGCUCCCACCUCAGGAACGGGAAGCUGCAGCCAGGAGCAAGAGCUGCCGGCCCUUGCCCAAGCUCUACGAGGAGCCGGGCAAUCCAGUCCCGUUGGAUGCAGGUCCAGCUCUUCAGACCAGUGCUUUGGAAGCGAAAGGUGGGAAGGGCAAGCUGGACAACCCUCAGAAGAGUCAACAGUGCAAUCAGCCAGAGCCUGACUCCAGUAAGGAGGGCAGUGCUCAGACUGAGGGUCCCCAGGGGAGCUGUAGCCUCAAACAGCUGGAUGCAAAGCCUAAGAACCAAGUGUUAGCCACGUAUUUGUCGCAUGACCUGCCGGCGGGGCAGCAGGGCCUGCGGGUGUUCUCAGAGGCACCAGCUGAGCCCACGGAGAGCCAGGGCUGCGCGGGCUCCCAGGAGCCACGCGCCCACGAGCCCGACCGUCCCACCCGCAGAGAACGGGAAGCUGCAGCCAGGAGCAAGAGCUGCCGGCCCUUGCCCAAGCUCUACGAGGAGCCGGGCAAUCCAGUCCCGUUGGAUGCAGGUCCAGCUCUUCAGACCAGUGCUUUGGAAGCGAAAGGUGGGAAGGGCAAGCUGGACAACCCUCAGAAGAGUCAACAGUGCAAUCAGCCAGAGCCUGACUCCAGUAAGGAGGGCAGUGCUCAGACUGAGGGUCCCCAGGGGAGCUGUAGCCUCAAACAGCUGGAUGCAAAGCCUAAGAACCAAGUGUUAGCCACGUAUUUGUCGCAUGCCCGGCGGGCGGGGCAGCAGGGCCUGCGGGUGUUCUCAGAGGCACCAGCUGAGCCCACGGAGAGCCAGGGCUGCGAGGGCUCCCAGGAGCCACCGGCCACCGAGCCCCCCAAGUGCGCGCGCCAGGUGGAGCUGUGCCGGGUGAAGAAGGAGCGAGUGGAGGGUGACGUGCCCGUUGCUUCCGUGACCUGCCUGCGAACUGGGGCUGCUCCCCAGGCCUUUGCCGAGGCCAAGCUGAAGGGAGGGGGACAAAUCAAGCAGGAGGGCAGCGUGCGCUGCAAGGCCAAGCGGCCACACGGCGGGGACACCCGGCAGGCCCACAAGAGACUCAAGUGCCAAGGCCAGGACGGCGAGGGCUCCCCAGGGAAAUCGGGGAGCCGGAGCGCGCAUGGCCGGAAGUGGCGGAAGCACCACGAGAGCCCGCACGAGCUGGGCGCGCGAGAGGGGCGUGCGGGCAGGGAGCACGGCGGCCUGCGGGCCAAGCGCAAGCGCCGGAGGGCGGCCAAGGCCGAGUGCCCGUCGCCGGGACGCCGCGGGGACGGCCACGAGGAAGGGACUGCUGUGAUGGGCAGGGGGUCCCUGGAGAAGAAGCCCAAGAACAACUUUCGGGAUUUCAUUCCGGUGGUGCUGAGCAGCCGGACGCGCAGUCAGUCGGGAAACAUCGCUGGUUCUUCUGCUGGUGUGACGGGAGAGUGUGAUGUGACUGGUCAGGAGAUUUUACCGUUGCUGGAGGAGGAUCAGGAGGAAGAGGAGGAGGAAGAGGAGGAGGAGACAUCCUUGAAACGUCGCAAGCUGCGAAAAUCCCACAGGACAUCACGCUGCCACAGUCGCAAGGAGGAGGAAGAUGACAGCCACAUCAAAAGGAAAAAAAGGAGACGACAGAAAAGUCAGAAAUACCAGACAGGGGAAUAUUUGACUGAGCGAGAGGAGGAGCAAGUGGGCUACCCCCACAGGCGGCGGAAAUCCAAAGCAGAUUUUCGGUACCGGAAGCAGAAGGAGCCGGCGCCGGGCGCGGAGCUGCGGCUGCGGAGCCGCCUUUCCCCGUCACCCCGCAAGUCCCAGGGGCGCCCAGACUUUCGGAAUGGCUUCUUCCUGGAGCACUCCGACAGCUCUCCUGCCCAAGAAGAGCUGGAGAAACCAUCAGGAAAGCGCAAGUGUAAAACCAAGCACCUGGCAGGGAUCUGUGAGGAGGGGAAGGGGAAAGGCUGCUGGAACCAGCCCAAGGCACGCCCUUCGAAGAAGCCCCAGGACUUGUGGACGCUUUGUAAGUCCCGUCGGGUCAGCCCAGGGAGUUCCCCUGAAUUGCCCACGACCCAGAACGUUCCUCCCGGCGCUCGGCGGCUGAUCGUGAACAAAAACGCAGGGGAGACCCUUCUGCAGCGAGCAGCUCGCCUGGGCUACAAGGACGUGGUGCUCUACUGCCUGCAGAAAAAGAGCAGUGAUGUGAACCACCGCGACAACGCCGGGUACACGGCGCUGCACGAGGCCUGCGCGCGGGGCUGGGUCGACAUCCUGCACAUCCUGCUGGAGCACGGAGCCAACGUCAACUGCAGCGCCCAGGAUGGCACCAGGCCUGUCCAUGAUGCAGUAGCAAAUGACAACCUGGAAACCAUGUGGCUUUUACUCUCCUAUGGUGCUGAUCCCACCCUGGCCACCUACUCUGGGCAGACAGCCAUCAAGCUGGCCACCAGCGACGUGAUGAAGCGCUUCCUCUGCGAUUACCUCUCGGACCUCCAGGGGCGCUCUGAUGGAGACCCUCGCAUGGCGUGGGACUUCUACAGCAGCUCUGUCCUAGAGGGGAAGGACACCAUCGGGUGUGAUCUUCUGCUCAACCCUCCAGGAAGUUCAGACCAGGAGGAAGAGGAGCAAGAAGCAGACAACUUCAUGUUUGAGUUCUCCGACAAGCCCCUGCUGCCCAGCUACAACCUCCAAGUGUCGGUGUCUCGGGGGCCCUGCAACUGGUUCCUCUUCUCCGACGUGCUCAAGCGCCUGAAGUUGUCCUCCCGCAUAUUCCAGGCCCGCUUCCCGCACCUGGAGAUCGCGGCGCUGCCCAAGGCCGAGUUCCAGCGCCAGGUGUCCCUCAGCCAGGUGCUGGUGCAGGAGGAGGUGCAGGAGAGCCCCGAGCCAGCGCCAGGCACUGCAGAGACAGUGGAGCUGGUGCACUACGAGCCCGAGCUGCUGCAGCUGCUGGGCUCGGCCGUGGAGUACCAGGCCUGGAGCAGCUGA
This is a messenger RNA of Chaetura pelagica (chimney swift), 4878 nucleotides long. RefSeq names its product BCL6 corepressor-like 1 (gene BCORL1). Gene Ontology annotation, biological process: negative regulation of transcription by RNA polymerase II. The record is from RefSeq and is a predicted model, not a curated record. Lineage: Eukaryota; Metazoa; Chordata; Aves; Apodiformes; Apodidae. Gene Ontology annotation, molecular function: protein binding; transcription corepressor activity. Gene Ontology annotation, cellular component: nucleus.